Molecule: messenger RNA, 814 nt
Organism: Calliphora vicina (urban bluebottle blowfly)
Lineage: Eukaryota; Metazoa; Arthropoda; Insecta; Diptera; Calliphoridae
Gene: Cpr56F
Product: Cuticular protein 56F
Exons: 2
Coding region: 1-681 (226 amino acids)
Cellular component (GO): extracellular matrix
Source: RefSeq, a predicted model, not a curated record
AUGAACAAUGUAAAUACCAAGAGGAAACCCGGCAAGUUAAACGUAGUAGAGAAAUGCUUUACCACAAUCGCUGUCUUGGCUUGCCUUUCCUUUGUCUCCGCCGAACCUCCAGUACCCCAAAACAACUAUUUGCCUCCCAACCAGCAACAGCAGCCCAAUAGCAACUACCUGCCACCCUCCAACUCGUAUCAGGCUCCCAACAGCAACUAUUUGCCCCCCAAUCGUGGUGGUGCUGCUGGCGGCGCCCAAGCUCCCUCCAACAGUUAUGGUGCUCCCGCUGUAACCGGUGCCAUUUUCCCCAAACAAGGCGGUGGCGGUGCUGGCGGUUAUGGUGGCAAUCAACAAUCCAAUGGUUAUGGUGCUGCUGAGGAAAAUUACGGUCCUGCCAAAUACGAAUUCAAAUAUGAUGUCCAAGACUACGAGUCCGGCAAUGAUUUCGGUCAUAUGGAAUCUCGUGAUGGUGAUUUGGCUAUUGGCCGUUACUACGUGCUCUUGCCCGAUGGCCGCAAACAAAUUGUCGAUUAUGAAGCUGAUCAGAAUGGUUAUCGUCCCACCAUCCGUUAUGAACAAGUGAAUGGCGGUCAAGGUGCUGGCGCUGGCGGUCGUGGUGGCUACAACAAUGGCGGUGGUUAUGAUAGCAACGCACAACAACAACAAGGCAAAUUUGGUGGUUAUCAAUAAGGCUAACAAAGAUUUUUAAAUUUAGGCUUAAACAAAACAAGAGAUUUUAUUCUAUCACAUUUAGUCGUUAUGAAUUUUGUAAUAAUUUAGUUUUAAACUCACUCAUCAGAAGUUAGAAGGAACAAAGAAAAGC